AUGCUGGGAAAUAGUGACCACGAAGUUUUAGCAGAUGAACCUGUGAACGCUGAAGAUCUUUUUGGAGAAGCUGAUCAACCGCUACUGCCGCCUCUCUCUCCCCUUAACGACUUAGAAGGAGCUGCUUCUGAAGGAAAUAAUGAUAACGAAAACAACGAAAAAACAGAGCCUCAGAAAAAACGAAGACAAAUUAACCGCUUACCAAACUUAAAUGACGAAUGGCUGACCAACCCAAGAAUGGAAGGAAUUUAUAAAGUGAACAAUUAUUUUGAAAGUCUCAAAUACAAAAAAGGAAAAGGCAGAGAGCAGGAAAAUUUAAAAAUAAUAUUACAAAGGUAUGAAUACUGGGCACACCAAUGUUAUCCAAAGUUGUGUUUUUCAGAUUUUGUUCAUAAAGUAGAGCUUCUAAGUGGUAAGAGAAAAAUAAAGCAUGCUUUACAAGAAAUUCGUAAUAAUUUGACGGAAAACAACAACAACAACAGGGGCGAUGAUGAAGACAGUACCAACAACAUGGAAAAUGACAACAUUGACCCUUUCGCUGGUGAUAGUAACAGCACAGGUAACAAUAUUUUGAAAGAAAACAAUGAAGAAGUUGAUGCAGGUGUGACUGCACAAAAUGUUCUGCAUGCACAACCUCCAGAGCAGCAAGUGAGUCCCAAAAUUUCGGAGGAAAUGAGGGAAAUGAUAAGAAGAAAAAGAGAGGAAGCUAUUGCAAAGCGUAAACGUAAGUUGGAGGAAUCAAUGACUGAUGAAACACAUAAUACCAAUGAAAGUGAGGAAACCACCACAACUUAA
This is a messenger RNA of Hydractinia symbiolongicarpus, 795 nucleotides long. RefSeq names its product TIMELESS-interacting protein-like. The record is from RefSeq and is a predicted model, not a curated record. The transcript has a single exon. Bases 1 to 795 code for a protein of 264 amino acids. Gene Ontology annotation, cellular component: replication fork protection complex; nucleus. Gene Ontology annotation, biological process: replication fork arrest; DNA damage response; replication fork processing. Lineage: Eukaryota; Metazoa; Cnidaria; Hydrozoa; Anthoathecata; Hydractiniidae. Gene Ontology annotation, molecular function: DNA binding.